UGUACACGAUGACCAGCCUCUGGCUGCUUUGGAGUUGUUAAAAUCUUUAUGAAACUUACCGCUGAAGAUGAGGUGGAAGGAUUUGGUGUUUGUUAUUAUAUUGAUGAUCUCGGGAGAAAUCUGUGCAGAAGAGAAACACUGUGAUUUUCCAACUGUGGAACAUGGAAGGAUCGCCCAAUAUUAUUACACUUUCAAAACCUUUUACUUUCCCAUGAGCCUAGGCAAAAAGUUGGCUUUCUUCUGCUUGGCUGGCUAUACAACUGAGGAUGGAAAGCAAGAAGCGAGAACCAGGUGUACAGCCGAAGGCUGGGCGCCGCCGCCCAGGUGCUUGCGAAAAUGCACUAAGCCUGACCUGAAAAAUGGUUACAUUUCUGAUGUGAAAGUCUUGUACAAAAUUCAAGAGGCUAUGCGUUAUGGCUGUGCUUCAGGAUACAAAACCACGAGCGGGAAGGACGAAGAAGAGGUUCAGUGUCUUGUUGAUGGAUGGUCUUCUCCACCAAGCUGCAGGAAGGAGCACGAAACGUGUUUGGCCCCUGAACUGCACAAUGGAAAUUAUUCCACAGCACAGAGAACAUUCAACGUGAAGGACAAAGUGCAGUAUGAAUGCGCUGCGGGCUUCUACACGGCCGGAGGGAAACAGGCCGAGGAGGUGGAAUGUCUCUCCCACGGAUGGGCCCAAACCCCGCAGUGCACUCGAUUAACAUGCUCCUCUCUAAGAUUAAUAGAAAAUGGCUAUUUUCAUCCCGUGAAGCAAACCUAUGAGGAAGGAGAUGUAGUUCAGUUUUUCUGUCAUGAAAACUACUAUCUAAGUGGAUCUGAUUUAAUUCAGUGCUAUGCAUUUGGCUGGUACCCAGAAUCUCCUGUAUGUGAAGGAAGAAGAAAUCGAUGUCCCCCUCCGCCCGUGCCUCUCAAUUCCAAAACCCAGACGUUCUCCACGACCUACCGCCAUGGAGAAGUCGUUCACGUCGAGUGCGAGCUCGGCUUUGAGAUGCGGGGGUCGGGAGACCUGCGCUGCGAGCACGGCAAGUGGACGGAGCCCCCGACGUGUGCUGAGGAGGAGCGGGUGGCGUGCGGGGAGCCGCCGGUGGUGGAGAAUGGCGGCGCGGCGAGCCCGCGUGCCGGGCCCUACGCCAGCGGGGACCGAGUGGCGAUCCGGUGCGAGCGCGGCUUCCACCUGCGCGGGCCCGCGGACGUGACCUGCCGCCGGGGGCAGUGGACGGCCCCGCCGGAGUGUGUCGAGCACACUGAGAGCUGCAGGCCUCCGCCGGGGGUCGCGCACGGGGCGGUGGUGGGUGAGGUGCUGGCCAGUUACCCGCCCGGGGCCUCGGUGGAGUACCGGUGCGAGGAGUACUACCUCCUGAGCGGGAUCGAGACCUCCCACUGCGAGCUGGGCGCGUGGACCUCGCCCCCCGUGUGCUUGGAGCCCUGCACCGUGGAUGCGGACAACAUGACCAGGAACAACAUCGAGAUGAAGUGGAAGUACGAGGGGAAAAUCCUGCACGGAGACUGGAUAGACUUCGUGUGCCGGCCGGGCUACGGCCUGUCUCCAUCCAGCACGCCGUCCGAGCUCUCGGUGCAGUGCCGCAGGGGGCAGCUGAGCUACCCUUUCUGCGUUAGGAAAGAAUCUAAAGGAAGAUGUGCAUCUCCUCCACUUAUUAAAAAUGGAGUCAUUAUUAGUUCAACUGUAAACACUUACGAAAAUGGUUCCUCCGUAGAAUACAGAUGCUUUGAACACCACUUCCUGCAAGGACCGAACGAGGCCCGCUGUGUGGAGGGAGCAUGGACCACUCCUCCGCUGUGCUUAGAGCCUUGCACGUUAUCUUUUGAUGAAAUGGAAAAGAAUAAUCUACUCUUGAAAUGGGAUUUUGACAACAGACCGUUCAUUUUCCACGGCGAGUACAUUGAGUUUCUCUGUAGGAGAGACACCUUCAUCGCCCAGGCAUCCGUCAUCGGGUCGGAAGUGAGGGUGCAGUGUACCCGAGGGCAGCUGCGGUAUCCGAGGUGUGUGGAGAGAGAGAGGAUUCUCUCUUAUCAACAACCCUUAACGACAUAACAAUGAAUGCCAGCAAGAAGAACAGUAUGUCAACACAUCAUAAAAUCCUUUGUAAAAUGACUUUCAGUUAAAACACUUACAUUUUCACUUGUUUGAAGAUUUGAAUCCCAAUUUCUGUGCUCUGCAUUUUCUUUAUUUAUAAAUAAACUCCAAAUACUUCAUUUC
Messenger RNA from Perognathus longimembris pacificus (Pacific pocket mouse), 2218 nucleotides. Its product is annotated as coagulation factor XIII B chain-like. The record is from RefSeq and is a predicted model, not a curated record. NCBI's taxonomy places the organism in Eukaryota, Metazoa, Chordata, Mammalia, Rodentia, Heteromyidae. Bases 68 to 2053 code for a protein of 661 amino acids. The transcript has 12 exons.